AUGUUCCAGCCCAGACACCCGCAGCCGUUCUCCCUCGCGGAGGCGGAGCAGCUUGAUGUUUCGACCAUUGUCGCUGAGAUUUCGCGGCUGCGUAACUCAAUCUCACACCUCGACGAGUCACAGAGCGAGCUUCUGUCCGCGCUCGAGGAGGAGGAGGAUGCCGACCUGCGCUCCGCGUGGCAGGAGAAUCAGGGCACGAUCGCCUCGCAGAAUGAACGGAUAGCCAUGCUCACCCACGUGCUUGAGGGGAAGGUCGGCCGCGACGCUCUCGGGCACUAUGGCAUCACACCCACAGGCUCUACGACAGCGAGUAGUGCAGCUCCACCUACGCCUGCCUCGCCGAAUCCGACCUUGGUGGCGCCGACGCCAACAACAGCGAUAGCGUCCACGAACGCGAACGGCGACGUUGAGAUGGCAAACGGGGCGAACGGCGCAAACGGCAGCUCGGACAAUCGGCCAAACGGGGACACUAACGAGGAUGAGGGUGUCUUCCUCUGA
This is a messenger RNA of Trichosporon asahii var. asahii CBS 2479, 498 nucleotides long. RefSeq lists its product as uncharacterized. Lineage: Eukaryota; Fungi; Basidiomycota; Tremellomycetes; Trichosporonales; Trichosporonaceae. The record is from RefSeq and is a predicted model, not a curated record. Gene Ontology annotation, molecular function: protein-macromolecule adaptor activity. Bases 1 to 498 code for a protein of 165 amino acids. Gene Ontology annotation, biological process: proteasome regulatory particle assembly. The transcript has 3 exons.